AUGCAAUUAUCUCUCUCUGUCUUGACCUCCAUUGCUUUGGCCCUCACUGCCUCUGUCAAUGGUGCUGUCCACACUGCAAAGAUCCAAAAACUCCCAGUUGAAGAGACUCUUGGAGCUGCUGCCUUCCAGGACUAUGCUUCUGCCUUAGCAACAAAGUACGUUGAUAUCUUCAAUGAAGCUAACGGUGGCAGUGUUGUCUUAGACGACCAGCCAGGCUCAGGUGCCCAAAUCCCAUUCCUAGGUGCUGGAACUUCCGGCAAGGGUGGAUCCACCAAGACUCCAUUAACCAACUACCUUAACGCUCAGUACUUUACUGAAAUCCAAUUGGGUAGUCCACCUCAAUCGUUCAAGGUUAUUCUCGACACUGGAUCCUCCAACUUGUGGGUCCCAUCUCAAGAUUGCUCUUCAUUGGCUUGUUUCCUCCACACCAAGUAUGACCACGAUGCUUCGUCUUCAUACAAGGCCAACGGCUCCGAGUUCUCUAUUGCUUACGGUUCCGGUUCCUUGGAAGGUUACGUUUCCCAAGAUACCUUGACUCUUGGGGGUUUGACUAUUCCAAACCAAGAUUUCGCAGAAGCUACUAACGAACCAGGUUUGGCUUUCGCCUUUGGUAAGUUUGAUGGUAUUUUAGGAUUGGGUUACAACACCAUUUCAGUCAACAAGAUUGUUCCUCCAAUCUACAAUGCCAUUGAGCAAGGUUUAUUGGAUGAGCCACAGUUUGCCUUUUACUUAGGUGACACCAACAAGGAUGAAGAAGACGGUGGUGUUGCUACAUUCGGUGGAUAUGACGUUAGCGCUUUCACUGGUGACAUCAAAUGGUUACCAGUCAGAAGAAAGGCUUACUGGGAAGUUUCCUUCGAAGGUAUUGGUUUAGGUGAUGAAUACGCCGAAUUGAAGUCCACCGGUGCUGCCAUCGACACUGGUACUUCCUUGAUCACUUUGCCAUCAUCUUUGGCUGAAAUCAUCAACUCAAAGAUUGGUGCUACCAAAUCUUGGUCUGGUCAAUACCAAAUAGACUGUGAAAAGAGAGAUUCGUUGCCAGACUUAACUUUGAACUUUGCUGGUUACAACUUCACUUUAUCUCCUUAUGACUACACUUUGGAUGUAUCAGGAUCUUGUAUCUCUGUUUUCACCCCAAUGGACUUCCCAGAACCAAUUGGUGACUUGGCCAUUAUUGGUGAUGCAUUCUUAAGAAGAUACUACUCUAUUUACGACUUGAAGAAGAAUGCUGUUGGUUUAGCCAAGGCAAAAUAA
Molecule: messenger RNA, 1254 nt
Organism: Dujonia railenensis
Lineage: Eukaryota; Fungi; Ascomycota; Pichiomycetes; Serinales; Debaryomycetaceae
Source: the annotation of a GenBank genome assembly